Messenger RNA from Guillardia theta CCMP2712, 225 nucleotides. RefSeq lists its product as hypothetical. The record is from RefSeq and is a predicted model, not a curated record. The transcript has 3 exons. Bases 1 to 225 code for a protein of 74 amino acids. NCBI's taxonomy places the organism in Eukaryota, Cryptophyceae, Pyrenomonadales, Geminigeraceae.
AUGUUCAAAAGGACUGACCAGUAUGAUCUGCAAUUGCAGAUCCCAGGAAGAAAGGAGCGGCAGACCUUCAGAUUGAUUCAAACAACCUCCGGACCAAUCACCAUCACCAUAGCGCGAGCAACUCUCCGCUGGUGCAAGAGAACUUUGCGUACAGGAAGAGGAAAGGAGUUGGAAGAGACAAAGAAGCAGCUCGAGGAGUCUCGAGCGAGGGUGAGUGGUGAUUGA